This is a messenger RNA of Lingula anatina, 1435 nucleotides long. Its product is annotated as copine-8-like. Lineage: Eukaryota; Metazoa; Brachiopoda; Lingulata; Lingulida; Lingulidae. The record is from RefSeq and is a predicted model, not a curated record. Gene Ontology annotation, cellular component: plasma membrane. Gene Ontology annotation, molecular function: calcium-dependent phospholipid binding. Gene Ontology annotation, biological process: cellular response to calcium ion.
AAAUUUUCCUCAGUCCUGUCACUGUUAUGGUAACGGACUCAGGCUGCCCCUGCAUUUUCAUACCCCAUUCAGACCCCAUUCCCAAACCUAGAUCAAUCUAGCAGGAUCGAUCCAUCUCCGAGGGGAUUCUCCCUCAAUUGUUUCAGCUUAAGCGGCUUGGGUGUCUGGUACGCCUACUGAAGCGACUAAACCAUAGUUAAUUACUCCCUAGCUUUAGUAGCGAGAAACCGCUAGGAGAUGGGUUGAUCCUACUAGAUCGAUCUAGGUGUGGGAACAGGGUCUUACAGGUGUGGAGCUGUUUAGCACGUGCCAUCUCAUCCACUCACUGCUCAAUGGAGGAAUUUUGAAAGGGAUAAAUGAAUGUAAUUUUUUGCCAUUUUGUAACUUGUAUAAGUCGAUUUAAUGGACAGUUUAUUCUUUGUGUGAUCAAUACUAAAGCAAUGUAAUUGUAUAUAUAUAUAUAUAUAGUAGUGCUCUUUGGAACUGAAAUGGGGAAUAUGACGGUAAAAAUAAUUCCAUACCCGCAGUGUAUUAACAUAACGGUUUUCUUGUAUUCUAGGCCGCAAAAUUACCGAUGUCUAUAAUCAUUGUUGGAAUUGGAAACGAAGACUUUGAAGCUCUUUCAGCUAUGAUCAUCUUGGAUGGUGACCACAAACGAGUGUCUUUUAAGGGACAAGUGGCAGAGAGAGAUAUUGUGCAGUUUGUUGCCUUCCGAGACUUCCUCGAUCUUUCCCGAGACAACGUAAUAAACAGCCAACUUCUUGCGAAAGAGGUGCUUGCCGAGAUCCCAGAACAGUUUAUAGGGUACAUGAAAAGCAAACACAUUUUUCCAAAUAUAACAAGAAAAUUAUCAGACUUGAAAUUGAAGAUAACCCAAGUUUAAACGUUUUUUUUUUUUUUACAAGCCUGAGCAUCAGAGGGUUAAUAGUAAAACGUAUUCCCAGUUGGGAAGACAGCGAAUGAGUUAUUUGGACUUUUUCAUUUUCUUUUAAUUCUAACACGUUAUUUUAAAACUAACAAAGCUGACUUGUCUAUUUAUUAUCCUGGACCAAAGAAGAAACUAAAAUAUUGAUACCAUAUGAUGUGAUAGAUAUGAUAUAAUAUUAUAUGAUAUAAUAUAAUAUGACAGAGCGCUUACAUUAUACAUUGUGAUAGAAGCUUACAAUCGAUACGAUGGCAUGCACAUUGCACAUGGCAACCUUGUUUAAGUCUUAACGACUGGAUCUAUUACUUCUGCAUCCAAGUAGAGAUUCACUGUUUUCCAACCUCAACUGUAAAUUUGACACAGAAAAUACAUGGAAAAUUUUCUUCUUUUUUGUCACCACAACGUCACGUAUAUACUGGUGGAGGUUCUACUAUACACUCCUUACGUAGGCUUGUUGUGUAAUAUACGCAAACGAACCAUGUGCAAGAUAACCGGUGCAGUGCUGUGUUU